This is a messenger RNA of Diversispora eburnea, 1200 nucleotides long. The record is from the annotation of a GenBank genome assembly. NCBI's taxonomy places the organism in Eukaryota, Fungi, Glomeromycota, Glomeromycetes, Diversisporales, Diversisporaceae.
AUGAUGAAUAAGAUAGUUUUACAGGAAAAACCAAAACCAGUUGACAAAAAACUUCAACAAAAACAAUCAAAACAGGUGAUAGAAAAGUCCCAAAAAACGACAAAACCUCAGAAAAGUGAAAAGAUUAAAACGGAAAAGUCAAAAGCAGAUGAAAAAAAACUUCAAUCAAAAAAGGAGAUAGAAAAGUCCAAAAAAACUACAAAGCAGGAAGAAUUAAAAACAGGUGAAAAAAAACUUAAGGUGAUAGAAGAGUCCAAAAAACCUACAAAACCUCAGAAAAAUGAAAAGAUUCAAAAAGAUAAAAAGGAAAAAUCAAAAGUAGUUGAAAAGAAAUCUAAACCAAAACAGAUUAUAGAAAAGUCCAAAAAAAUGAUAAACCCUCAAAAAAAUGAAAAGGAAAGAUUAAAAACAAAUGUCAAAAAACUUCAAAUGAAACAGAAGAUAGAAAAGUCCCAAAAAUCACAGAUAAAUGCAAAGAUACAAAAAGAUAAUAAAGAGCUUUUGCAACAGGAGGAAGAAGAAAAACAAAAAUUAACAAAAAAGCUACCAAAAAAUCAACAUCCAAGUCAUCAUAAUCUUGAAACUUUUCUUGCAAUCAAAGAUAUUGACAAGAAUACUACUUUAUAUCGUGGUACUUUAUAUGAAUAUGAGACUAUUGAUUGUCUUCAAAAAUUAUUUGGAAUUGUUACAAGAAGAGUAGGAAAAGCUAAUGAUGCUGGUAUAGAUUUUCGUGGCCGUUGGAAUUUACCAAAUAAAAGAUUAAUGAUUAUUGGUCAGUGUAAGUCAUUUAAUAUUAAAUGUAGUUCAAAUGUAGUUCGUGAUCUUGAAGGAACAUUAUGUCGAGAAUCAAAAGAAACAAUUGGCAUUUUGUCAUCUUUUGGUGGAUUCACAGAAGCAGCUAUAAAAAGAUACUAUGGAUCACCUUGGCCUAUGAUGUUGGUAACAGUUAUAGAUGGUGGUAAAAUAUGCGAAAAAUUUUUAUGGAAUAAAACAGCAGAAGCAUAUUUAGAAAAACUUCAGAUUACAUUGUUUUAUAAAGAAGGUUCAAAAUCAAAAAAUUUAUAUAAAAGACCUCUUCUUGUUUAUGAUGGAAAAGAAUUUACUCCUGAUGAAAAAGAAGUUUAUUGGGAAAUUCCAGAAAAGUAUUUGAAUAUGUCAGGCAUAUCUCUAGCAACAAUUGCUGAAACAGAAAAUAUAUAA